Prunus persica (peach) is the source of this 3206-nucleotide messenger RNA. RefSeq names its product heat shock cognate 70 kDa protein. Gene Ontology annotation, biological process: cellular response to unfolded protein; protein refolding. Gene Ontology annotation, cellular component: cytoplasm. Gene Ontology annotation, molecular function: ATP binding; ATP hydrolysis activity; ATP-dependent protein folding chaperone. Bases 49 to 2844 code for a protein of 931 amino acids. NCBI's taxonomy places the organism in Eukaryota, Viridiplantae, Streptophyta, Magnoliopsida, Rosales, Rosaceae. The transcript is spliced from 5 exons. The record is from RefSeq and is a predicted model, not a curated record.
UCUUUGACAUUCCUCUUGGAGCUUUUGAGCCAAUUGAGAAAAUUAGUAAUGGCAGAAGAUAACCAUGCAAUUGGGAUUGAUCUGGGGACAACUUAUUCGUGUGUGGCAACGUGGCAGGCCGAUCAUGUAGAAAUCCUGGUGAACGAUCACGGUAACAGGACAACUCGAUCUUAUGUUACAUUCACUGAUAGUAAGAUGUUGGUAGGUGAUGAAGCAUUUAACCAAGCCGGGAGAUUCCCCACCAACUCAAUCUUUGAUGCGAAGAGGUUAAUUGGUAGGAGAUUCAGUGACGAAACUGUUCAAAGUGAUAUCAAGCGCUGGCCAUUCAAGGUCAUUGAAGGUAAGGCUGACAAGCCCAUGAUUGUGAUUAAACACAAAGGCCAAGAGAAACUGUUUGCUGCUGAAGAUAUCUCAUCAAUGGUUUUGGCAAAGAUGCGGGAGAUUGCGGAGGCCUUCCAUUGCUCAAAGAUUAGUGAGAAAAAGGCAGUUAUCACUGUCCCCUCUUACUUCAACGACUCUCAGCGCCAGGCUACAUUAAAAGCUGGUAAAUUAGCUGGCUUAAAUGUGCUGCGUAUUAUCAACGAACCAACUGCUGCGGCCAUCGCUUAUGGAAUCGACAAGAAGGCUGGUUGGUUUAAAAAGAGAAAUGUGAUGAUAUUUGAUUGGGGUGGUGGUACGUUGGAUGUGUCACUACUUACCAUAGGCCAUGGUGUCUUUGACGUGAAGGCCACUGCCGGAGAUACUCACCUUGGCGGUGAAGACUUGGAUAACAGAAUGGUGAACUACUGCAUCGAAGAAUUCAAGACAAAACAGAACGUGGACAUUGGUGGAGACGCCAAAGCUCUUCGGAAGGCCAAAAUUGCGUGUGAGAAAGCAAAGAAGGCACUUUCGUUUUCCUUUGACACUGGUAUCGAAAUUGACUCUUGGUAUAAGGGUGAAGAUUUUCAUACAACUUUUACACGCGACAAAUUCGAAGAACUGAACAUGGACAUCUUCAACAAGUGCAUGGAGCCUGUUAACAAGUGUUUGGAGGAUGCCAAAAUGGACAUAAGCGAGGUCGAUGACGUUGUUCUUGUUGGUGGGUCUUCUAGAAUCCCCAAGGUUCAAGAGCUAUUGCAGGAGGUUUUCAAGGGUAAGGAGUUGUGCAAGAGCAUUAAUCCUGAUGAGGCCGUGGCUUAUGGAGCGGCUGUUCAAGCUGCAGCCUUGAGUGGGAACGUAACUGGAAAGCUUCAAGACUUCACUCUCUUAGACGUCACCCCUCUAUCACUUGGGGCAAUUGGGAUCGAUCUGGGAACGACCUAUUCCCGCGUAGCCGUGUGGCAGAAGGAUCAUGUAGAAAUCAUCCACAAUGAUCACGGGAACAGGAAGACUGCAUCUUAUGUUGCCUUCACUGAAACUGAUGAGACUCAUUUGGUAGGUGAUGCAGCAUUUAACCAAGUCGUCAGAAACACAGCCAACUCCAUCUUUGAUACAAAGAGGUUAAUCGGUAGGAGAUUCAGUGACCCCUCUGUUCAAAGUGAUGUGAAGCUCUGGCCAUUCAAGGUCAUUGAAGGUCCAGGUGACAAGCCCAUGAUUGUGGUUGCACACAAUGGCCAAGAGAAACAAUGUUCUGCUGAAGAUAUCUCAUCCAUGGUUCUGGAAAAGAUGAGGAAGAUUUCCGAGACCUACUUGGGCUCAACUGUGAAAAAUGCAGUUAUCACUGUCCCUGCUUACUUCAAUUACUCACAGCGCCGAGCUACAAAAGAAGCAGGCAUCUCUGCUGGCCUAAAUGUAUUGCAUAUUACGAACGAACCAAGUGCUGCUGCCAUUGCUUAUGGCCUUAACAAGAAGGCCGGUUGGAGUAGCCCAAAAAACGUGAUGAUAUUUGAUUUGGGUGGUGGCACUUUAGAUGUGUCAUUGCUUACCAUGAGCUCUUCUGGUGACUUUCAAGUCAAGGCAACGGCUGGAGACACUCACCUUGGUGGCCAAGACUUCGAUAGCAGAUUGGUGAAAUACUGUGUUGAGGAAUUCAAGAGGAAGUACAAAUUGGAUGUUAGUGGAAAUGAAAGAGCUCUUAGGAGGUUAAAAAAUGAAUGUGAGAAAGCGAAGAAGAGACUCUCAUUUGAGUCUGACUUCGAGGUUGAAAUUGACUGUUUGUGUGAGAAUACUGAUUUCACCAUAACUUUUACUCGUGCCAUAUUUGAACAACUAAACGGGGAUUUAUUUAUCAAGUGUAUGGAGCCUGUGAAGAAGUGCUUAACGGAUGCUAACAUGGACAUAAGCAGUGUCGACGAUGUUGUUCUGGCCGGUGGCUCUACUAGAAUUCCCAUGGUGCAACAGCUAUUACAGGAGUUUUUCAAGGGGAAGGAGCUGUGCAAGGGCGUUAAUCCGGAUGAGGCAGUGGCAUAUGGUGCCGCGGUUCAAGCCGCAACCUUGACUAGGAAUGGCAAAGGGGAGUUUAUUCAGGACUACACUCUCAAGGACGUCACUCCUCUUACAAUUGGUUUGGAGUUUUCAGAUAAUAAGAAGUUCGUAAAGUUGAUUCCAAGAAACUCACUAAUUCCCGUCAAGAAGAAAAUAAAAUGUCCUAUCAAGGAUAACCCAGUUUCGGUCGACUUCCGCAUGUACGAGGGUGAGAGUAGCACGCCAGCCAAUCUCAACUUUUUGGGUGAAUGCAGCCUCCGUUACAUUCCUCCAGCUCCCAAACUUGUUCAUAAUUUCGAUGUUUUCUUCGAAAUUGAUCCCGAUGGCAUCUUGAGUGUCUUCACUGAAGAUAAGUCCUCAGGCCAGAAGAAUGAGAUCAUAAUCAACCGUGACGGACCGAAGAACUUUGAGGGAAUUGAGAGAGAGGUUAUGUGGUUUUAAGGUGAUAUCAUGCGUUUGUGAUCUACUUCAUCCACGGGAUACUUGCAGCCCCAAUAUUCCUUACCAACUAUGGCCGUCUACACUACGACGCAUCGCAGCAUUCGUAACUGUUGCAUCUGUACUUGUCAACUCAAUGGUCCUCACCAUGCGGUGCCUCACUGUUUUCUUAUUAAUGCUUGAUUAUUACGCUCUAUAUUUCGUUUAAGCUGUGUUAAAGUUGAAUAUUUUGUUAUACAAACUGGUUACAACAAAUUGGGCUCAUUCAGCUGGAGCUGGUAUUGCGCUUGAUUUCUUUGAUGGGCUCAUUCGAGCUUGGUUUCUUUGUAGAAUAAACAAUUCAAGCUGAUUGGGAAUGGGUUGAA